CAGGCCUGGGCGGGGCGGGAGGCGGAGGCGCCGCGUAGGCCCGGGAGGCCGGGCCGGCAGGGCUGCGAGCCCUUGCCUCAUGCGCCGCCGCCUCCCUGCACGAUGUUCCCCUCGCGGAGGAAAGCGGCGCAGCUGCCCUGGGAGGACGGCAGGUGGGAUAUCACCCCAUAUCCAUCUCUCCAGUCUCUACCCUGUCCCCAGAAAAAGCCCAGAGGGCAAGGGAGAAUCUAUAGAGGUUCCAGCCUUCCCAGGCCACUCUCAGGACUGGGCUGUGCUCCUCUCCAGCCGAAACCACCACCACAGGAUAAUGGGGGGUCCCGGCGGCUCUCUGGCGGCCUCCCUCGAAAAUGCUCCGUCUUCCACCUCUUCGUGGCCUGUCUCUUACUGGGCUUCUUCUCCCUACUCUGGCUGCAGCUCAGCUGCUCUGGUGACGUGGCCCGGGCAGCCAGGGGACAAGGGCAGGAGACCUCCGGUCCUCCCCGAGCCUGCCCCCCAGAGCCGCCCCCUGAGCACUGGGAAGAAGAUGCAUCAUGGGGCCCCCACCGCCUGGCAGUGCUAGUGCCCUUCCGUGAACGCUUCGAGGAGCUCCUGGUCUUUGUGCCCCACAUGCACCGCUUCCUGAGCAGGAAGAAGGUCCAGCACCACAUCUACGUGCUCAACCAGGUGGACCACUUCAGGUAGCGCCUGCCCCCACCUCCUCCCCUCCCGGCACCCCUUUCCUGGGCUCAGGCUUCUCAGGGCCUGUGAGAGGCCACCUGGGGCUGGGGGCAGGAGGGCGGAGGGUGGCAGGCCCCUCUCAUUGAGUGUGACGGGAAUCUUUGGAGAGGGCCCUGAUCUAACUGCCAUUUUGAAGAGCUCACUGUGGCUGCUGUGUGUGGAAUCGAUUAUACCAGGGUAAGAGGAGAAGCAUGGAGACCAGUUAGGUGGUUACUGCUGUGGUCUGAGAUGACAGUGGCUUGAUGGUGU
Sapajus apella (tufted capuchin) is the source of this 966-nucleotide messenger RNA. Its product is annotated as beta-1,4-galactosyltransferase 7-like. The record is from RefSeq and is a predicted model, not a curated record. The coding region runs from base 103 to 681 and encodes 192 amino acids. Lineage: Eukaryota; Metazoa; Chordata; Mammalia; Primates; Cebidae. Gene Ontology annotation, molecular function: xylosylprotein 4-beta-galactosyltransferase activity. Gene Ontology annotation, biological process: carbohydrate metabolic process; proteoglycan biosynthetic process. The transcript has 3 exons.